Messenger RNA from Carlito syrichta (Philippine tarsier), 2460 nucleotides. RefSeq names its product phospholipase A2 group IVD (gene PLA2G4D). NCBI's taxonomy places the organism in Eukaryota, Metazoa, Chordata, Mammalia, Primates, Tarsiidae. The record is from RefSeq and is a predicted model, not a curated record. Gene Ontology annotation, biological process: glycerophospholipid catabolic process. Gene Ontology annotation, cellular component: cytosol. The transcript is spliced from 20 exons. Gene Ontology annotation, molecular function: calcium ion binding; calcium-dependent phospholipid binding. Bases 1 to 2460 code for a protein of 819 amino acids.
AUGGAGGGCCUGUCAACUAGGGGACCACCUGGCCAUCCUCACCAGAGGGAGACCUCGGCCUGCUGGCGGCUCACCGUGAAGGUUCUGGAGGCACGGAACCUGCGCCGGGCUGACCUGUUGAGUGAAGCAGACCCAUACGUGACCCUCCAGCUGCCAACAGCACCGGGAAUGAAGUUUAAGACCAAAACGGUCGUCAACUCCAGUCAUCCUGUAUGGAACGAGACCUUCAGUUUCCUAAUCCAGACUCGGGUCAAGAAUGUUCUAGAGCUCAGCAUCUAUGAUGAGGACUCAGUUUCGGAGGAUGACGUCUGCUUCAAGGUUCUCUAUGACAUCUCAGAGGUCCUCCCUGGCAAGCGGCUCCAGAAGACCUUCUCUCAGAGUCCUCAGGGGGAGGAAGAGCUGGACAUGGAGUUCCUGAUGGAAAAAAGGUCGGCAGACCACUCAGAAAACCUCAUCACCAAUGAUGUCCUUGUGGCCCGAGAGCUGUCAUGCCUGGAUGUGUGUCUGGACAGCGCAGGGAGCACCGCUGUGGUCAAAGAUCGAGACAAACUGGAGCUGGAGUUAGUGCUGAAGGGGUCUUACGAGGACACACAGACCUCCGCCCUGGACACAGCCUCUGCCUUCCGCUUCCACUACAUGGCGGCCCAAGAGACAGAGCUGAGUGGAUGCCUGAGGAGCUCCACAAGCCAUGGCUGGAACUGGGACAACGUAGCUGGGCAUCUCACUGUGCCCCUGAGGCCCUUGGCCACGGGGAAGGAGGCGACCAUCGAUGUUCCUGCUGCAAAUGCCCCAGGAGUGAGGCUGAGACUCAAGGCGGAGCACUGCCCAAAGGAGCUGGCUGUACACCUGGGCUUUGAGCCCUGUGCUGAGGAGCAGGCCUUCCUGAGCCGGAGGAAGCAGGUGGUGGCCAAGGCCCUGAAGCAGGCCCUGCAGCUGGACAGAGAUCUGCAGGAGGAUGAGGUCCCCGUGGUGGGCAUCGUGGCCACAGGAGGAGGUGCCCGAGCCAUGACCUCGCUCUACGGCCACCUACUGGCCCUGCAGAAGCUGGGCCUCCUGGACUGUGUGACCUACUUCAGUGGCACCUCAGGCUCUACAUGGACAAUGGCCCACCUCUACGGGGACCCUGAGUGGUCGCAGAGGGACCUGGAGGGUCCCAUCGGACACGCCCGAGAGCACCUGACCAAGAGCAAGCUGGAGGCCUUCUCCCCAGAGCGCCUGGAGAGCUACCGCCGGGAGCUGGAGCUGCGGGCUGAGCAGGGCCACCCCACCACCUUCGUGGACCUGUGGGCGCUGGUGCUGGAGUCCAUGCUGCACGGCCAGGUUAUGGAUCAGAAGCUGUCAGGACAGAGAGCCGCACUGGAGCGGGGCCAGAACCCCCUGCCCCUCUACUUGAGCCUCAGCGUCAAGGAGAACAAUCUGGAGACAGUCGACUUUAAGGAGUGGGUCGAGUUCUCCCCCUAUGAGGUCGGGUUCCUGAAGUACGGGGCCUUUGUCCCUCCUGAGCUCUUCGGCUCUGAGUUCUUCAUGGGGCGACUGAUGAGGAGGCUCCCCGAGCCCCGGAUCUGCUUUCUGGAAGCUAUCUGGAGCAACAUUUUCUCCCUGAACUUGCUGGAUGCCUGGUACGACCUCACUAGCUCUGGGGAGGCCUGGAAGCAGCAUAUCAAGGACAAGAUCAGGAACAUAGAGAAGGAGACCCCUGCCUCCUCAAGGAUGUCCUCAUGGCUGGAUCCCUUGUGGCUGCAGCCAGGAACGAUGCUGGCCCAGGCAUUUAAGGGCUUCCUGACGGGCAGACCACUCCACCAGAGCAGCUCCAACUUCCUCCAGGGCUUGCAGUUGCACCAGGACUACCGCAGCCAGAAGGACUUCUCUACCUGGGCAGACUGCCAGCUAGACUCCACUCCUGGCCAGCUGACCCCCCAGGAGCCUCAGCUCUGCCUGGUCGACGCCAGCUACUUCAUCAACACCAGCUAUCCCUCCAUGUUCCGGCCAGGCCGCAGGCUGGACCUCAUCCUCUCCUUCGACUAUUCCCUGUCAUCGCCCUUUGAGGCGCUGCAGCAGACUGAGCUGUACUGCCGGACCCAGGGGCUGCCCUUCCCCCGAGUGGAGCCCAGCCCUCAGGACCAGCGCCAGCCCAGGGAGUGCCACCUCUUCUCGGACCCCGCCUGCCCCGAGGCCCCUGUCCUGCUGCACUUCCCACUGGUCAAUGCCUCCUUCAAGGACCACUCAGCCCCUGGUGUCCCGCGCAGCCCCGAAGAGCUCCAAGCUGGCCAGGUGGAUCUCACUGGAGCCACCUCCCCCUAUGCCCUGUUCAACAUGACCUACAAGGAGGAAGACUUUGACCGCCUUCUGCGGCUCAGUGACUACAACGUGCGGAACAGCCAGGGCACCAUAUUGCAGGCCUUGAGGACUGCUCUAAAGCACCGGGCCCCAGAGGCAAGGCCUCCAGGGGUGCAGACCUGA